AUGGCGAAGCAGAAAGUGCCGCGGAAGAAGCAGGAGAAGGAGACGGAAUUAGACUACCAUAGAUUCAAAGCUUUUGCAGGAAUGGCGGUUGAUGUUGCAAAGAAGCAUUCUGAUGUAUACUUCUUUCCUCAAGGGUUCUUAGAACAAGCUUCAACCCCAGCUUCUUUCUCAUCAAUGGUGACUUCCAGACCUUAUGUGGUUUGUCGUGUUGUUGAUGUUACUUAUUGGGCUGAUCCUGUUACUGAUGAAGUUUUCGUCAAGUAUCGGCUUAUGCCAUUGACUAACAUUCAUGUCACGGGUAAUUAUAAUGGUAAUGGUAAUGGAGAUGAUGAAGGGGGUGAUAAUGGUAAUGAGGUUGAUUCGUUCGUCAAGUGUUUAAGCAUUUCGGAUGCGAACAAUGGUGGUGGAUUCUCCGUUCCGAAGCUUUGUGCUGUAUUCAUUUUUCCGGCGUUGAAUUUCGUAGAGGAUCCGCCGGUGCAGACACUCAGAAUUAGUGAUGUUCAUGGAGUUAAGUGGGUGUUUAGACAUAUUUACGGGGGGACGCCUAGGAGACACUUGUUGACCUCUGGUUGGAACACGUUUGUGGAUAGCAAGUAUCUAACUUGUAAUGAUUCUGUUAUUUUUGCCAGGAAUAAGGUUACAGGGGAGCUGUCUGUUGGGGUUCGAAGGCAUUUUACGCCGCUGUCCAGACUUCCUAAGGAAUAUGUGCCCAAACCCCCAAGACUUGCCCGAGUUUGUGGUGGAAGCUCACAAGGUGGAGCAGGCUUGCAGAGUGAACUGGACUUCUGGAACCCGGGUUAA
This is a messenger RNA of Chenopodium quinoa (quinoa), 801 nucleotides long. Its product is annotated as auxin response factor 17-like. Gene Ontology annotation, biological process: response to hormone; regulation of DNA-templated transcription. NCBI's taxonomy places the organism in Eukaryota, Viridiplantae, Streptophyta, Magnoliopsida, Caryophyllales, Amaranthaceae. The coding region runs from base 1 to 801 and encodes 266 amino acids. The record is from RefSeq and is a predicted model, not a curated record. The transcript has a single exon. Gene Ontology annotation, molecular function: DNA binding.